Molecule: messenger RNA, 1075 nt
Organism: Neltuma alba
Lineage: Eukaryota; Viridiplantae; Streptophyta; Magnoliopsida; Fabales; Fabaceae
Product: oxygen-evolving enhancer protein 2, chloroplastic
Exons: 4
Coding region: 80-874 (264 amino acids)
Biological process (GO): photosynthesis
Cellular component (GO): photosystem II; photosystem II oxygen evolving complex; extrinsic component of membrane
Molecular function (GO): calcium ion binding
Source: RefSeq, a predicted model, not a curated record
ACACACCCACACCACAUUCAAAAAUCACACUUUCAGAUUCACACAUUUUGCAGAGAGCCACACACUUCCAGCAGAAAAUAUGGCAUCCACUCACUGCUUCCUUCAUCACCACGCCCUCGCUUCUCCUUCUGCCGCCAGAUCCUCCUCCGUCCAGCGACCCCAGGUCGCCGCCAAGCCGACCCAGCUUGUCUGCCGAGCCCACCAGAAGCAGGCCGUUCAAGAAGACGAUGGUGGACUCCUGUCUCGCCGAUUAGCUCUCACUGUGCUAAUUGGUGCUGCCGCUGUUGCCAGCAAGGUCUCUCCUGCAGAUGCAGCCUAUGGGGAAGCUGCCAAUGUGUUUGGAAAGCCAAAGACAAACACAGACUUCUUGCCAUACAAUGGCGAUGGAUUUAAACUGAACAUUCCUUCCAAAUGGAACCCAAGCAGAGAGGUUGAGUACCCUGGUCAGGUUCUUAGGUAUGAGGACAAUUUUGAUGCCAACAGCUAUGUCACUGUCACUAUCACUGACACUGACAAGAAAUCCAUCACUGACUUCGGUUCACCCGAGGAGUUCCUUUCUAAGGUGGAUUAUUUGCUAGGAAAGCAGGCCUACUUUGGCAAAACUGAUUCUGAGGGAGGUUUUGAUCCGGAUGCUGUGGCAACAGCAAACAUCUUAGAGACUUCAGCACCAGUGAUUAAUGGAAAACAGUACUACUUCGUGUCUGUGCUGACAAGGACAGCCGAUGGAGACGAAGGUGGCAAGCACCAACUGAUCACAGCCACCGUGAAUGGCGGCAAGCUAUACAUAUGCAAGGCUCAAGCAGGAGACAAGAGGUGGUUCAAGGGAGCUAGGAGAUUUGUGGAGAGCACAGCAAAUUCAUUCAGUGUUGCCUAAAAUAACUUAAUGGGAGGCUGAUCUGUGUGUAAAUCCUGUGAAAGUGCUAAUGUAUCUUUAAGGUUUGAUUGUCUGGCCCACCCUGCUUGUCUCCUAAGUUCUAUUAACCCGAGGGAGUUGGUUGGCUUAAGUAUAUGAAUGCUUUAAAAAAAAAAUCAUGGCGCUUAAGGACUUAUAGAGUCUGUCCUUUUACCCAUUGUC